AUUCAAUCAUUAUCUAUUCGGUAAUAGAAAUCAAUUCCCAUAGUUACUACUAUUUGUUACUUAAAUAUGUAACUACCUAGAUAAUUAUGAAUUCUAUGUUCCCUCUCUCGCUCUCUCGCUCUCUAAAGUGUCCAAUUUAUAGAUUAGAAAAUUUAAUCUAUAUAAAAACUGGUUUAUCAUUUACCUUAAUCCAUCCGUCUAGUUGAUGAAAGGAUAAUCAUAAUGAUGAUGUUUAAGCUAUGGAUUAUAUUAUUACAUUUAUUACAAUAUCUAACUGUAAUUUAUACUCAAUAUGUGAAUAAAGACGCCUAUACAUGUCCAUAUUUAUGGAUGCAAUGGAAACAGAAACGUACAUUAGGUUGGAUAUGUGGUUCUGUAUCAUAUUUACAAACUAAGGUACCAGGUGUAAAAUUUGAAAAUGAUUGUUGUCCAGGUUAUGAAAAAAUUGAAUUAUUAGAUAAUAAAUGUGCUUUUAUUGAUCGUUCAUGGCAACCAAUUAUUGAUCAAUUAAGAGAUCAGAAGAGUUUACAAAUAGCACAAAGUUUAUCAAAAGGCAAUAAUUUACAAGAUUUAUCAUCGAAUUCAACAAAAAAUGUUUAUACAGUAUUUGUACCACAACAAGACGAUGAUAUUGUAUCGAAAGAGAUUGAUUAUGUCAGUGAUACUGAUGCAGUAGGCACAAUGGUCUCUUCUGGUCGAUGGUAUUCAAAGGAAUUUCAUAAUGGUCAAAAAAUUCCAACCACUAAAGGUACUAAUAUAAAAGUGACAACUUAUUCUAAUGGUUUAACUUUCUUGGAUUGUAAAGCAUUACUAAGUCCAGAUCAUGAAGCAUCAAAUGGUUUAAUUCAUCGAAUAGACGGAGCUCUUCCACCGACAUAUAAAUAUCCAACAGUUUUAAAACGUUUAAAUGCUGAAUCUGAUCUAACAGCAUUUGUUCAAAGUUUACCUCAAGAUAUAAAAACAAAAUUAGAUGAACCAAAUUCAAUUGAUUGGUAUACAGUUUUUGCAGUACCAAAUAAUGUUUGGAAUAAGAUAACAUCAGGAAUUGUUUCAACAGAAAUCAAAGAAUCUUUAGCACGUCAACAUAUCAUGAAUAAAAUGAUUUGUUCAGAUGCAAUUGUUAAAAAUACUAAACGUGUUGGUCCAACCUUGGCUGAAACUUAUAUUGGUAUUCAAAGAAAUUCUAAUGGAAAUUUAAUUAUUAAUGAUAUAUGCAAUAAACAAAUAGCUAUACAACGUACAGAUUUAAUGUCUGGUACUGGGGUUAUACAUAUUAUUGAAAAUUCAAUAAGUAGCUUGGAAUCAAUGAAGUUAAAUGAAGCUCUUGAAUGCUUAGAAAAUAAUCCUUCAUUAGGUGUUAAACAAGCUGCUAGUGAAAUGCGUAAAUGUCAAAUGAAUCUUGGAACUGGUCGUGAUAAUGUUAUACUUUUAUCGAAUGAUGGUGCUUUCCAAUCUAAAUUCUAUAAAGAGAAUAUGAAACAAAUUCAAUUAGAUAAAUGUAAAUUAUAUUUACAUCAUUUAUUACAAAUAAAAAAUCCACAAAAUAUUGAUGCAUAUAAAACUGGGUUUAAUCAAGAACAAGAAUUUACAACACAAUAUUCUACAUUAGAUGGAUCUAAAUAUUCGGUUUAUAGUAGAUAUAUUAAAACAAGACAUGGGACAAAAUUAACAUUUAAUCAUGCUGAAGCGACAGAUUUACAUCCAAUAAAAUUUCAUGAUGGAGUUAUACAUAUUGUAAAACAAGUAAAUUUACCACCUCAAGGGGAUAUUUCUUCAUUGAUUCAACAAAAAUCAAAUACAAAGGAAAUCUUUACGAAAUUCAUUUCAACUAAUUUUCGUCAACAAUUAAAUCAACAUUCACCAAAUGUUCUAUUUUUGGCACCGAUUGAUUUAGGUUGGAAAACAAGAAAUUUAGAAAAUUCUUAUUCAGUUGAACAAAAUCGUAAACUAUUACAACUACAUACUAUUCCACAUGGAUUUUUUGGUAGUGAUGAUGGUUUUAUUGAACGUGGUAGUGUACUUGAAGUUGAAUCACUUUUAACGGAUUUACAAGGGAAAAAAGUAAAAUUAUUAAUUAAACGUACUCCAGAUGGUAAUACUUUUGUUGGUCAUAAAGAUCUUAAAGAAGAAUUAUGGGUAAUGCUGAAUUUCUUUUAUUCUAUAUGACAUUGUUAGUUAUAUAUCUGUUCAUUAUGAAAUUUCCUUGAAUAUUAUUGUCCAUACAUAUAUAGUCUAUCUAAUAUGGUGUGUACUACUGAUGUCGACAGAUAUAAGUAGUAUGUAUCAUCUAUUGAUAGUGGAAUGUCUGAUGGAAGAAAGUUGAUAAAAUGGAAGAGAAGGAGAAUAGUGAGUGAUUCGUAUGUAGAUGGCGUUGAUUCUCGACUGACUAUGAUCACCCCUACGCACCCAAAAUCGACUUGGUUCCUUUGAUAGCUCGUAAACCAGAAGGCUGUAAUUAGUCCAGAUAAAGUAUAUUUAUUAGCGAUCUCGUGGUAUCGAAAGAAUACCGAGACGUGCCAACGAGUACAGGCAAUAAAGGCAGAGUACAAGAAAGUUCGAGCGAACAAGAUGGACAGAAGAACGAGAAGUGAUUUUGAUACAGUUAAACAACAUUGAGUACAGUAAAACAAUCACUGGUACAAUUGGUUAUAAUAAUAAUUGUUUCCAUUAUACCAAUCGCGUUCUCGUCGAGAAAAGCAGGUCACUGCAGGUAUAAAAAGGAAGGAAAGACAAAAUCUGAGACAAUUGAUAGAUAUUUUGCAAAUGAAUUAUUUACUGUACAGUUCUCAGAUUUUACCAAGAUUUUCUGUAAUAAUGCAUUAAAAUACAUUUAGUGGUCCUCGCUCAUGUUUUCGUUCACUACACUAAUUUUGAUGAGAUAAUGCUAAGUAACUAAACUAACCUAGUUUCUAGACUACCUAGAACUCAAUUUUUUGCAGUAUAACUCAAUGUUGACCAGGCUAAUAAGUAAUGUUUUAUGGUGUAAGAGUAGGUUGGAAUAAAGAUAGGGGCGGCCAGCCUAAAACGUGGCACAAAUCCAUGAAGUCACUGACAAGUGGACUGAACCAUGUUGGUAGGUGUAGACUACCUGGUUGGGAUUCGCGAGAUGAUAGCAAGCGAUGGUUAGAGACCUUGAAUGACAUGGCUCGAAAUCGUUUACAGUGGCGAAGGUGCAUCCACUCUUUGUGUUCCUCCAAAUUCUAAUCCUCUGAAUUCUUCAUGUCCCUAUCCUUUUUCUCUUUCCAAAUUUAUUCCACUGGAUUAUACUUCUUCAAUAACAUCUUCAAACCCUAAUCUUUCACAUAAUGCUUAUACUCUUACUACCUCUACCACUAUGUGAUUUGAAUCGACAUCUGCAUCUCUGUGUUAAUGUGGUAUGGCAACUCGAACUGAUGUACGUACGUACGUACGAUGUUCUACGUUGUGACUGACUGACUGAGACUAAUAAGCCAAACUAGCCAACUUUAUUAUUAUUUCAGUAAUGUAUCCAAUUUAAAUCACUAACAGUAUUCAUACAUCUAAGUGAUUCGCUUGUUUUUGUGUUUUUUUUUCCCUGUAUGUUUAUUCUUAGUCCAUGGUGAUUGAUUGGAACAAGGUUGGAGAAGAUGGUAUUCUUUGGUUCAUCGACUGGCCAAUGAAAUGUCCAGAACAAUUAUGUUAAAACUUUAUUCAGUGUUUCAAUAACUUAAUCGCAAACUGACUAGUCUAUUAUUCCUUAUCAAUCCUGUUUUUUUGUAAAAUAUAGUUUAGUUAUGU
Molecule: messenger RNA, 3756 nt
Organism: Schistosoma rodhaini
Lineage: Eukaryota; Metazoa; Platyhelminthes; Trematoda; Strigeidida; Schistosomatidae
Source: the annotation of a GenBank genome assembly